Messenger RNA from Scleropages formosus (Asian bonytongue), 2008 nucleotides. It is a transcript of the gene samd14, whose product is annotated as sterile alpha motif domain containing 14. Gene Ontology annotation, molecular function: actin filament binding. The coding region runs from base 232 to 1485 and encodes 417 amino acids. The record is from RefSeq and is a predicted model, not a curated record. Lineage: Eukaryota; Metazoa; Chordata; Actinopteri; Osteoglossiformes; Osteoglossidae. The transcript has 10 exons. Gene Ontology annotation, cellular component: cytoplasm; postsynaptic density; dendrite. Gene Ontology annotation, biological process: neuron projection development; calcium-mediated signaling; actin filament organization.
CUCUCUCUCCUCUCUCUCCUCCGCUCUCUCUCCUGGCUGUCCUUGGGUGAGUUCUCUGUGCUGCUUGUCUGCUGUCGGAGGAUCUGUAAGCCUGCUUUGCCCCGUGGAUGUGUACGUCUGCACCAUCAUCUCAGGGACACGGAGGCCAGGUCUUGGGAAGAGCAAUGCUAGCCGGCUGUGUCCUCUAAGCACGUCCACUGCAGCAUGACUUCAUUCUAAGUCACCGCUGUCAUGUCUGCAUCAGAGGCUGGGGAAAUGGAAAAUGUUUUUGACCUGAACGAGGCCGUCCCUGAGACGGAGCUGCUCGACAGCAGUUUGCAGAAGGCUCGGGCACAGCUCUCCGUCAAAGCCAGGAGGCACCGGCCCUCGCGCUCACGGCUUCGUGACAGCGUCAGCUCCACCGAAGGAGAUGAAAGCCUGGAGAGGAAGUCUCUGGACAGCUACGGCAGCCCCCUGCACUGCAUGCGGUCUCCUCUGCACUCGGCCCUGCACGGCUCCUCCGUCUCCCCAGAUGCUCUGCUCUCGUCCUCACCUGUGCUGCGGAGCCCCGCCUUCACCUUCGACACCUCCCUGGUGCGACGCGCCGCCGAGGAAGCUCGAACACCCCCUCCGGCUCCCAGGGGCCGGUACAAGCAGCUCACCAACACGCCAUCGCAGGAGGUCCUCUGCUCCACGCCAACAAGUUCUCCAUCCCGCUCCUGCCCUAGCUCAGACAGCUCACCCAUCUACAUUCGACGGGAGCAGCGAAUUGAGAGCGAAGAGGAUGGCCUUGACGGCGGCCAGGCGGAGCCGAGCAGUCCCGCGGUGAUCCUAGACAAGAAGACCAAAAGGAGAUUCCUGGAUCUUGGAGUCACACUGCGUCGCUCCUAUGGAAAAGUUAGGAAGGAGAAGUCCAAUAGGCUGUCGGUGGGAAACAGCAGGGAGCCCUCUGAGAGCCCAUCACGGUCCUCAGGACCACCCUUCGUGCCUUUCUCCUGGUUCAGUGACAGUGGAAGGGGCUUAGCCUCAUCCAGCAUCACCCCCAAGACCACCUCACCAAGCUGCAGGUCUGCCUCCCAGGAGUCAACACUCAGUGAUGAUUUCUGCCCGCGAAGUCCUCGCGUUUCCAGCGGCUCGGGGGCGGAAUCCAGGUCUUCCCAUCCAUACCAGACGCUCUCCCAGUCCUCAGAUGAGUUUGUGGAUGAACCCAUGUGCCUGGUGUCAACCUGGAGCACCCAACAAGUCUGCCAGUGGCUGAAAGGGUUAAACAUGGAGCAGUAUAUCCCGGAAUUCACUGCCAGAGAAAUUGACGGAGAACAGCUGCUGCAGAUGGACAGCAGUAAACUGAAGGGGCUUGGCGUGACCAACUCCUCAGACCGCAGUGCACUAAAGCGCCGUCUCAAAGACAUCCACGCUGCCGCCGAAAAGGAGCGCAAGGCCUUAGACAAGCUGGAAAAGCAGAAGGAGAAGCAGCGCAAGAAGGACCAGGAGCAGCGCAAGAGCUAGGAAGCACCAGGGGGCAGUCUACCCCUGUCCCGCUCCCUCUCUAUGGCUCUUUGCCAUACAGACAAAGAGGAAGAGGCAGUGUGUGAAAUGACCACCUUGUAUUCAAAACACCCUUUUUCUGCAUCCGACAGAAUAUUCCUGAAAAUCGUACAAAUUCGUACUUUGCUCCAUCAAUAAAAAUAUCCUUUACGUCAUAGCGCGACGUAUCCAGGAGAGUCCACAAAAAACUUGUUAAAUUGUUCUAGCAACAUCUAUUAGCUCCAAAUAUUUGACACCACACACAAGUUACAGGAGCUUGUCCCGAGGUCCACCCCAAGGCACCCCAAGUGGGAUUCGAUCCCCAGACGAGCCACACAGUGGGCCCCAGCCAAGCCCGCUGCACCACCUUGCCACCCUAUUUGAUUCUAAAAAUCUGAAAUUUUAAAAUCAAACUGGUUAGUUUUCCAGAGUCAAAUUAGUCUGGUGGGUCUGGGGUUCAAGUCCCGCUUGAGGUGCCUUGCAACUGACUUGCGUCCCGUCCUGG